This is a messenger RNA of Pseudogymnoascus verrucosus, 450 nucleotides long. RefSeq lists its product as uncharacterized. Lineage: Eukaryota; Fungi; Ascomycota; Leotiomycetes; Thelebolales; Thelebolaceae. The record is from RefSeq and is a predicted model, not a curated record. The transcript has a single exon. Bases 130 to 450 code for a protein of 106 amino acids.
GAUGGGCGGAGGGAGCGGAGAGAGGAGUGGAGGGAGCGCAGUGACCACAAUGAGGACAGUACGGGCAGACAGUAGUACGGAGAGGACAGGAGAGGCACUACAGACAGUACAGACGACACACCACCGACGAUGGAAGUACUCUCUACUCUCGGCGUAUCUGUGGGGGGCGAGGGCGAUGGCGAUGGCGAUGGCGGCCGGAGCAGGAGCCGGAGCAGGAGAAACGAAGAGGGAAGAGCGAAGAGGGAAAGGGGAAGAGCGAAACGUACAGUACACCACGGACGGACAAUAGCGAGAGUGCCGCCCGCGGAGAAGAAGAAGAGGACGAGGCGAGAAGAACGAGAAGACGCAGGGCGUGGGCGUGGACGUGGGAGUGCGAGUGGGAGUGCGAGUGCGAGUGCGAGGGCGAGGGCGAGUGCGAGGGCGAGGGCGAGGGGCAAAAGUCACGAGUAA